Molecule: messenger RNA, 2811 nt
Organism: Ilex paraguariensis (yerba mate)
Lineage: Eukaryota; Viridiplantae; Streptophyta; Magnoliopsida; Aquifoliales; Aquifoliaceae
Source: the annotation of a GenBank genome assembly
GAUCUGUGAGAGGGAGAGAAGUGAGGAGUUGCAGGUUUUCAAGGAGAGAGAGAGAGAGGAGGAGCAGUGGUGAUGGUCAUAGAGUGAGGUUUGCAGGUUUUCACACAAGAUUUCCGAUUUCCAAUUUCCGAAUUCGGUUCCACAAAAACUCUAUAACUUCCGUCACCUUUUCCACUACCUCACAUCCCACGGAAAACUUUCAUUCCGGAGCCAGUUUCUCUGGAACGACAAGUCAUUUCCAUGUGGUCUCCCUCUUCUUUAGACAGGACGCUCCUCAGAACCGAUAGUCUAAGAAUGGCGCUGACAUCGACGACUUUCUCAAAGGCUCUCUGAGGAUUUUGGCUACAAAUUUAUUUCCAAAAAUACUCCAGAAUUCCAUCUUCAAAGGCUAAAAUGCUUCCUUGCGAAUCAGAGCUUGAAGUAAAGAUCAUUAAGAAGGUAAGCUUUCCUUGUCCCUUUUUUCAGACAAGGAAUGCAGCACUAGAUUUUUAUCCACUAAUGAGGUUGCUGGUUUUAUUGCAUUCAAUGCUAGGUAGGAUCUUCCACUAUGGUUCAAUUGGUUUGAUUGAGGAACCUUGUAGAUCAAUUCAUCUUUUUGCAUUGGACAUUGCCAAAAAAAUCUGGUAUCAUCCUCCCACAUUUUAUCAAAAUUUGAGAAUGGCAUUAUGACCAUUAGCAGACACCGUUCGAAAGGGCAUAUGGUAUAAAACAAAUGUUAUCAAGGUAUAAUUUUCACUAUGAAAUGUGAUGAUAUUUUUGUUCUGGUAGAGACAAAGUCAACCAGCCAAAAGCCUUUACAUUACUACAAUGGCUUCAAAGAAUAAUCAUUUUACAUCAAUGUCUCUCCCUGGUAAACUUUCAGAUAAGUGAGAAUGAAAGUUCAUAUUCGACAAUGAUCUUUAAUGAUUUAUUAUUGUUUGAUGGUUUUUUCAAAUCAAAUAACAGCUGAACAUGGAGCUUAAUUUCAUUUUUAAGUCAAUUUGUACACUUAAAAAGGGUUGAUGGUCUCAUUUAUUUCCUUUGUGUGUCUUGUAACAAACUAAGCAGCCAUGCACACAAAAUUUUGGGAAACAAAAGGGUAGGUAUGCUCUACAAAUAGUUGGGAAGAUACACUAUGUUUAUACUGAGUGAUAUUUUAUUUGGAUCAUGAUGGGAUUCUUUUAAAAAAAAAAGAGAAGAAGCACUAGCUGUGUCAUCAAGUUGAUCUAAAUACGUUUUCCUUGAUUGCAUCUCCAGUUACAAAUUAAUUAUGAGCCUGCUGACAUUAAAAACACUUUGUACAUUAUUAAUUGAGAUAUUGUCAUAUUGAUAUGAUUCUGUGCAGCAAAGACAAUCAUUCUCUUCACCCACUGAUUUUGUCUGGAGUGCUUUUUCAUUUGAUGGUUAAUGCUGAUCUCAAGGAGUUGAAUUACAGUGAAUAAAGAAGCCACUUGGGUUGUAUCUUAGCUUGAUUUUUGGGAAGCUACAUCUCAAGUUUGUUUUGGGAACAAGAAAAAGUCCUAUUGAGUUUCUAAAGUUAUAGUUAGGAAGCUUUGUAUGUUUGAACAACAUUGGUCGCUGCUUUCAUUUUCGUCCUUUGGAUUAAAUGGUUUUGGGGUCCUAUCAAUUUCUUUAUUUUUCUGAUCUAUAUAGGUGUAUGCAAUGCCUUCUAUCAGGAUUCAUGAAGUACAUAACCAAAUACUUUCUUCUCUUUUUUACAGGGGUUACCUAUGGAAUAUUAUUUUUCGAGUCCAAUACAAACAUCUACCAUGUGAUGAUGGUUUCUCAGUCGCCCCCUAAUUAAUUUUUUUUUGGAUUAAUUUAAAGUCUUGUGCUUUCAAUUACACAGGGGUUUGGAUAUCUAGGCGGUGCUUAUGCUGGACAACGACCAUUGUUCCUUGCUGUUAUUGAUUUGUUUGCGUCGACAGGCGGUGGGCUAACCUCUCUUCUUUUCAUCUUUGUCCAUCAUAGGAAGCGAAAAUUUUCUAUUUCUGAAAUUAAAAGAGCAAGUUCUCGCAUAAGAUCAUGCGUCUUAAAUGUUUUUGGCCGACCAGAUGGGUUCUUCUAUGCGACUUGAAGCAUGCUGCGGGAAAGUAGAUAGCCCUCACUUCUGGUUUUUAUAUAUUAAUUGCUUAUGAAGAUUUUAGACUUCUUUGAUCUUUGAUGCAUUUUAGUUUGUUAAUCUAGGAUAUGACAUGACUGAUUUUGUGAUGAAAGAAUCUGCUCAACAUUUCUUUCCUAUAUGUUGUUGUUUAUACAGAGACAAGGUUUGAAAAUAGUUAUAAGCUACCCACUUACGUUGGGAUGUGUUUUGGCGCCAGGAAUGUAGUAGUUCUUAUGUUACGGUGUUCUUCCAAAUUCAUAAUCAAAUGUUGAUUGAAGUUGGAUAUAGCAAAUGAGAUCACAAAUACUCUCCUUAUUAUUAAUAACCCACAACUGCAUGGAAAUGGAGGAUAGAACACAAAAAUUAUUGAUAUUUGACUUUAUACCUGGCUGGUUAUGCUUUCAACAUUUGUGUAGAUGAUGGUGGAAGAGGUUUUGAUCGAGGCGGCCAUGUAUGGAGAGGAGGUAGACAUGGUGGAUCGAAAGGGUACUUGGACCAUAUUGUUCUUCCCAAGCAAGAUUUUGGCAAUCGGUACUGAUUAAAAAGAAUUUUUACAUUGAGUGACCUUCAGUGAGGGCAAUGAAUAAGCAAGAUAGUGGCUAUAAGAUAGGGUAGGCUACUUUCUCCAGGUCUUUGCCAGAUUGAUUUCGUUGAGCUAACACCAAAUUGGUACUUGCUUCCGUUCAUGUCAGUUCCUCCAAUUCAUUUUGUGAAAAUUAAUUUUUUUU